UUCAUGUUUGGCCGGUUUUUUGCGAAUGUUUUUUUCGGCCAAAAACAGCAAUAAUUAAAUGAAAGGUGGGGAUUUAUAAAAAGAAAACAUGAGUGGAGCAGUUUACGGAGGCGACGAAGUCGGAGCAUUAGUUUUUGAUAUUGGACACAAUUCCUUGAGAGCCGGCUAUGCAGGAGAAGAUAGUCCUAAAGUGGAUAUACCCACUUCUAUUGGUGUAUGGUUGGAUUCAGAGGAAGAUAAUAAACAAAAUUAUAACAUUGGGGUGCUAUCCAUACAUGUUCGAAGACCAGAAAUGGAGAUUACUUCAUUUCUUAAAGAGGGCAUGAUAGAAAACUGGGAUAUGUUUGAAAACUUGAUGGACUAUGUUUAUAAUAAUGCUUUGAAAGCUAUCCCGAGAGACCACCCUAUAUUACUAACCGAACCACCUUGGAUUACAGCUCCUAAAAGAGAGCAAAUGGCGGAAUUAAUGUUUGAAAAAUAUAACGUUCCAGCGUUAUACCUAGCCAAAAAUGCCAGUUUAGCGGCUUAUGCAAAUGGUAGACCAACAUGUCUAGUAGUAGACAGCGGAGCUACGCACACAAGUGCUGUACCUAUACAUGAUGGGUAUGUUUUGACGCAAGCUGUGGUGAAAUCACCAGUAGGCGGAGAUUAUUUAAGCAUGCAAUGCAGAAAUUAUCUUACUGAAAGGGGUAUUGACAUUGUACCGCCCUGUAUGGUAGCCUCAAAAGAAUUGGUCAAAAACGACGAAAACCCCAUAUGGAAAAAAAGGCCCACACCUUCAAAUCUCACUGACUCCUGGAUGAAUUACAUGAUAAAAGAAGUAAUGCAAGACUUUCAAUCUACCGUUUUGCAAGUUUCCGAUAGUUUAUAUGACGAAGAAAUUAUAAAAACGAUGCCGGCAAGUCAAUACGAAUUUCCCAAUGGCUUUCAUAGGGAUUUUGGGGUCGAGAGGUUUAAAAUACCGGAACCUUUAUUCAACCCAACCUCAAAGGCGGGAAUACAACAACCUAUUUUAGGCGUGGGACCUUUAGUGACAACUAGUGUUGGGAUGUGCGACAUAGAUAUCAGACCAGCUAUGUAUGGUAGUGUGGUUGUGACAGGGGGUAACUCUAACCUACAAGGUUUUACCGAAAGGCUGAAUCGCGAUUUAGCAGCUAAAACACCACCGAGUAUGAGGUUAAAAAUUAUAUCAGCCCCUGGGGCUUCAGAAAGACGGUUUGGGGCUUGGACAGGGGGCUCCAUUUUAAGCUCAUUGGGCUCCUUCCAGCAGUUAUGGGUUUCGAAGCAAGAAUAUGAAGAGGGAGGCAAGGCUAUAGUCCAAUCAAAAUGUCUUUAAAUUUAUACGUGUUCAAGGCAAAUUUUCAGUAUUAUUUUUUUAUUAUUUUUAUACAUUAUAGACUGACCAUCUUUUACGGUUGUGAUUUCGAAGGCAAUAUUCAAUUUUUUUGAAAAUUUUUUAUACUUAUAAUUGCUAGUCUUAAAACGUACUUUUAUUUUUGUGAUAUUUAUGUUUUUCGUGGCAAUAUGUGGUUCCUAUAAUAUUUGUAUUUUUGUGUACUAGUUUUAAUGAAUAUGUGCCAAUAUAUUAUAC
Molecule: messenger RNA, 1591 nt
Organism: Brassicogethes aeneus
Lineage: Eukaryota; Metazoa; Arthropoda; Insecta; Coleoptera; Nitidulidae
Source: the annotation of a GenBank genome assembly